This is a messenger RNA of Mesorhabditis spiculigera, 1671 nucleotides long. The record is from the annotation of a GenBank genome assembly. NCBI's taxonomy places the organism in Eukaryota, Metazoa, Nematoda, Chromadorea, Rhabditida, Rhabditidae.
AUGCUGACACUCGGGGACGAUUCGAUUACUUUUGAGCCAAGCAGCUCUUUGUCCGAUAUAUUUUACGAUAGCGCCAAUUUUAAGGACUUUGUUUAUCUCGACAACUCUGAAAGAGAGACGUGCUUGGAGUUUACUCAAGUUGUCGUUUUUGUGACCAACAAUGGCUUGGAGCUCUAUGAAAUAAAUGAAUCAAAAAAAUCUUCAAAACUCUUGAAAACGCUGAAUGUUGCUUCAGAUUGGUCGACCUGUUACCACACAUCAAAUUUGCUCCUUUUGGCUACCGGAAUGAAUGCAGCGAUACUACAGCCAUUUAUUAUCCAGGGAAAGGAAAUAAUUAGGCUAAAGCCCUUUACGGUCGAUUUUGGUUGCUCCAAUUCAAAGAACAAGCUAUUGGAACGUGAUGUGGCCGUAGCGUCGAUCUACGGAGCCGUAUAUGUACUCGCGUUGCGGUACUCGACACGCGAUUCGACGGCCUCUGAUUUACUAAUGUACAGAUUGCCCACCGACCUAAAUGCAGUUCCUCAAUUGCGGUACACACUUUCAUUAGGUCUGACAGGGAUGUUCGGUAUUCAUGUAAUAGAUAAUAUGGUAAUAGUCCAUCAUCAACUUUCAAAGAGCUCGCUAGUCUUUGACGUGGGGAUGCAACCAAAUAGCACAUCCCACCAACCAUUCCUCAAGACCUCGCUGAUAGCUGCCCCGCGUUUGUGCACGGUGUCGGGACAACCACCUGCACUCUACACACCUUCUUGGGUGAUGUUUGCGCCAAAUAUUGUCAUCGAUCCAACGCUUGGAAUAUUCGCUUCUCUGGCGGUUAAACCCGAACUUGCGGAAAUCGACGACACCGUGUCACGUUUCCGUUUCUUAAUGAAUCGUUCGAAUCAGAAGAAGACGAUCCUGAGUGAGCUAACGGUUGCAAUCAAAGAAAAUAAAUUGACCGUCAGGCAACUCAAGUCCAUUCUGGAAACGAUUACGGAAAAGUUCGUGGUGGCACAGAUUCCGGUGUUGAAGCCGUCAGAACCGGUCAAAGGGCAAUUAUUAGUGGAAGACGUACAACUAUUGUGCAUUAACCAAGAGGAAAUGAUGAACGUAUUUGUGGCAUUAAGAGAAGAGGCUACUGUAUCCGACACGCGAUUGGCAUCCACUCUCCUCGCUUACGUCUCCAUCCUACAAUCACAUGGACUGAACAUUAACCCAUACCUGCUUGAAAUACUAGUUAACACUCUAAUUGGAGCAAACGAAUAUGCCAAACUUCAUCAAUUACUGUCCUACAAGGUCAUCGAAGACAGCAAACCCAUGGCAUUUUUAUUGUUAGGUUUUGAGGCCAAAUAUCCACCACUGUUUCAAUCAGGAGUAGAUAUGUUGGCACGCGAAGGCGCUCACGAUGAGAUUAUCGAAGUGUUGUUGUCGAAGGGGAACGCUACCGAUGCUCUGAGAUAUCUCGAAAACAAUUCGGCUCUGGACAAAUCCAAUGCUCUAAAGGCUUUGGACAGCGCCUGGAGCAGCGGCGACCGCAUCCAACAGCAUGUCAUCUUUCAAUACUGCUUGGAAAAGAAAGGCCGGCAAAACUGGGGCGAGUCAUUCGAAAAAUUCUCUCGUGACUUUCGAAAGCUCUAUCGAGACGAUGAAUUGCAAGAAGGCGUGUCGACACUUGCUUUUUCGCGUGACGUCAUG